AUGGCCUUCGAUACCCCCGAACAGAAAUCAAUUUUGCAAAAGAGCCUCGAUCAGGUUCUCCCCACCACAACAGAUGAAACCAACCCAAAUUUUGCACCCGGCGUAGUGUUUGGAGUGACCAAUUCCAAAGAGACGGUUUACCUCGAGGCUUCAGGUGUUGCCAAUUUGGAAACAAAAGAGCCAAUCUCCAUCGACAGUAUUUUCUCUAUCUUCUCUUGCACUAAGGCCAUCACUGCCUUGGCUGUGUUACAAUUAGUGGAGAAAGGUCUCGUGGACUUGGAUGCUCCAGCAAGCAACUACUUGCCAAAGUUGGAGAAGUUGAAGGUUUAUAAAGGUAAGGACGACAAAGGAGAAUCGAUCUGGGAGGAGGCCAAAACGGCAAUCACCACCAGAAUGCUUCUCACCCAUACAGCAGGAUUCAGCUACAGUUUCUUCCAUGAAGAGUAUGCCAGAAUCAGAAAGGAAAAUGGAGAUCUCUGUAUCUUCGACAUAAGAGAUAAUCUCUUUGACGAGGCGUUUUUGGUGAAUCAGCCAGGUGAAAAAUGGCAUUAUGGUUUGAACCUUGACUUCGUAGGUAAAAUCGUGGAGGCAGUAUCCAAGCAGUCACUAGGUGAGUAUAUGAAGAAGAACAUCUUCGAGCCUGCUGAAUUGGACUCGUUCACCUUCCAUUUGAAGCCUGAUCAGAAGCUGGUGACCAUCCACUACAGGGAGGGAGAUAAGGUUGUGUUGAAUAGCUUCCAGGCCAUUAAGGACCCUUUGCACGAUCUUGGGGGAUCUGGGGUAUUUGGCCAGGUGAAUGACUACUUGAAAUUCAUCAGGAUUUGGCUUAACAAGGGUGUGGCAGACAAUGGAAAUCGGUUGUUGAAGGAGGAAACCGUGAAAUUGGCCUUGCUGGCUCAAUGGACUGAAGGAGUUGGUAUUCUCGAAAGCUUUGAGCCAGAAAUCCUGAACUCUUUGCCGGACAAAGGAGUCGUAACGGACUGGUGGAGCUUACCAUUCAGUAUCAAUGCAAUUGACUUUCCUACUGGACGGCCCAAAGGGUCUUUCCACUGGGCAGGAAUUGCCAAUUUAUACUAUUGGAUCGAUACAGAGAAUGGAAUUGGGGGAUUCUACGCUUCGCAGAUUCUUCCAUUCAUGGAACGUUCCGUGGAGAACCUAGUGAAGUUAGAGUCUACUGUUUAUGCCAAUUUGAAAUAA
This is a messenger RNA of Sungouiella intermedia, 1197 nucleotides long. The record is from the annotation of a GenBank genome assembly. NCBI's taxonomy places the organism in Eukaryota, Fungi, Ascomycota, Pichiomycetes, Serinales, Metschnikowiaceae.